Molecule: messenger RNA, 2971 nt
Organism: Chenopodium quinoa (quinoa)
Lineage: Eukaryota; Viridiplantae; Streptophyta; Magnoliopsida; Caryophyllales; Amaranthaceae
Product: probable linoleate 9S-lipoxygenase 5
Exons: 9
Coding region: 179-2770 (863 amino acids)
Biological process (GO): lipid oxidation
Molecular function (GO): metal ion binding; oxidoreductase activity, acting on single donors with incorporation of molecular oxygen, incorporation of two atoms of oxygen; protein binding
Source: RefSeq, a predicted model, not a curated record
AAUCAUAUGGCUUAUAAUAACCUGUUUUUCCCAAACAAAACCAGCUUCAUUAUCAGCUUCUCUGCUUCUUCAUAGAAAAAACUCAGAAUUUUUACUACUCAAACCUCAGAAACUCUAGUCUUAAAAAUUAAAGAAAACCCGAAAAGGCGGUCGUUUUUUUACGAGUAAUUACCUGAAUAUGCAUUGUCUAAGAUUGAUCAAUGCAUUUGACAAAAAAGCUCCUGCUAUGCUUAAGGAAGAUGGAGAAAAUGGUAAGGGAAGUAUGGAAGGUACUGUAAUCUUGAAGAACACAAAGAAAAGUCUGACUGAUCGCAUUUUUCGACGAAAGAUUUAUGUUCAGCUUGUUAGUGCUGUUCACAGUGAUCCUGCUGCAAAUGAUUUGAAAGGUAAAUUAGGAAAACGAGCAUAUUUAAAAGAAAAGAUAAAAAAACCCUCUGGGUUGGCUGCUGAUGAGUCUGCAUUCAGAGUUAAAUUUGAUUUGGAUGACGAGGUUGCUGUUCCUGGGGCAUUGAUAGUAAGAAAUGAGCAUCACAGUGAGUUUUAUCUAAGGACUAUUACCUUGGAAGGCGCUCCUGGUCAUGGAAAGAUCCAUUUUCUUUGUAAUUCUUGGGUUUAUCCAACUCAUCGUUACCAGAAAGAUCGAAUAUUCUUCAGCAAUAAGACAUACUUGCCUCAUCAAACUCCUGAGCCAUUAAGAAAGUAUCGCGAAGAAGAGCUACAGAUUUUGAGAGGAGAAGGAAAGGAAAAUGAUAUGCUCCAUGAGUGGGAUCGUGUUUAUGACUAUGCAUACUACAAUGAUCUAGGAGAGCCAGACAAAGGAAAAGAAUAUGCCCGGCCUAUAUAUGGAGGAUCUGCUGAGUAUCCUUAUCCACGUAGAGGACGAACAAGCCGCCCUCCAACAAAGACAGAUCCUAAUAUUGAGAGUAGGCUGCCUCUAAUCAGGGGAAAAGAUGUCUAUAUCCCAAGAGAUGAAAAGUUUGGGCAUAUUAAGUUGUCUGAUUUCUUGGCUGAUACAGUCAAGUCUAUAACUCACGGCGUUGUUGGCUUGGUGGAUGCGGUGCUUGACAAAACUCCGAAGGAGUUUGACACUUUUCAAGAUGUGUUAGACAUGUAUGAAGGAGGAAUUAAGUUGCCAGAUAGUCCAUUUGUGGAAAAAAUUAGGGAAAAUCUACCAAGUGAAUUUCUGAAAACGCUUGUUCGGAAUGAUGGUGCACAUUUUCUGAAAUAUCCAAUGCCUGAUAUAAUAAAAGAGGAUAAAACAGCUUGGAGGACUGAUGAAGAAUUUGUCAGGGAGAUGCUUGCUGGUAUAAAUCCUGUUGUCAUUCGCCGGUUAGAGGAGUUUCCUCCAGUUAGUAAGCUAGAUGCUAAACGUUAUGGAAACCAGAACAGCUCAAUUACCAAAGAGAGCAUUGAAGAGAAUCUAGAUGGGUUAACUGUGGAAGAGGCAAUCCAGAGUAAUAGGCUAUACAUAUUGGAUCACCAUGACACAGUAAUGCCAUUCUUAAUGAAAAUCAAUACAGAAACUCCCUCAAAGGUCUAUGCCACUAGAACACUUCUCUUUUUGAAAGAUGAUGGAACUUUGAAGCCAUUGGUAAUCGAAUUAAGUCAACCACAAUCAAAAGGGGAUCAGAUAAUUGGUGCUGUUAGUGAAUUAUAUAAGCCAUCCGAGGAUGAAAUAGAAGCCAACCUUUGGUUAUUGGCCAAGACUUAUGUAGCUGUUACUGACUCGGCUUAUCAUCAACUCAUCAGCCACUGGCUAAACACUCAUGCAGUGAUAGAGCCAUUUAUAAUUGCAACGAAUAGACAGUUGAGUAUGCUUCACCCAGUUAACAAACUUCUGCAUCCUCACUUCCGUGAUACAAUGCCUGUUAAUACAAUAGCGCGACAGAUUGCUCUUAAUGCUGAUGGGUUGUUUGAGGCAGCAGUUUUUCCCCGAAAGUAUGUUGUGCAGUGGACAUCCGCACUGUAUAAAGACUGGGUUUUCACUGAGCAAGCCCUUCCUAAAGACCUUAUCAAGAGAGGUAUGGCAGUCAAGGACCCGGAAAGCUCUCAUGGGUACAGGCUAUUCAUAGAGGACUACCCAUAUGCUGUUGAUGGGCUAGAAAUUUGGUCUGCAAUUGAGCAUUGGGUGAAAGAAUAUUGCUCAUUUUACUACAAAUCUGAUGACAUGAUUGCUAAUGAUCCUGAACUACAAGAUUGGUGGAAAGAAAUCCGGGAAAAGGGCCAUGGUGACAAGAAAGACGAGGAGUGGUGGCCAGAAAUGAAGACAUUAGAUGUACUGAUAGAAACCUGCACAACCAUUAUAUGGGUGGCUUCUGCACUCCAUGCAGUAGUUAACUUCGGACAAUACCCUUAUGGUGGAUACAUGCCUAACCGGCCUACUAUAAGCCGGAAAUUCAUGCCACAACCAAAUACUCCUGAGUUUGAAGAACUAAAGACUAAUCCAGAUGGUGUUUUCUUCAAGACAGUAUUAAGCCAAGUCCGAACAUUGGCAGCUAUAUCAGUAAUAGAGCUUAUAUCAGGGCAUUCUGCAGAUGAGGUGUAUCUUGGACAGCGAGAGCCUGGAUGGACUUCUGACUCUCAACCAUUAGAAGCACUUGAAAGAUUUAGCAAGACACUAGUGGAGAUUGAAAACAGGAUCCUAGAACGAAACAAUGAUCGAAAACUGAAGAAUCGAGUUGGUCCAGCUAAGUUGCCCUUCACAUUGCUGUGUCCUUCAAGUGGAGUUGGGAUCACUGGCAGGGGAAUUCCUAACAGUGUCUCAAUUUGAAGCUGUUUUGACUAGCUUUAUAGCACAUUGAAGAAUAAUAGCAAAUAAACAUGAAACUGUAAGAUUGUGAAUUUAUAAUUUUCUAUAGAAUAAGAUGUUUGGAGUAGUUUAGGAGGCAUGAUCAUGAGCAAUUGUCAUUAGAGGCAUGAGGUUGUACAUACAUUAUGAAAAGUUGAGAAAUUAGUAAGUAAAUGUUUACUA